Messenger RNA from Sinocyclocheilus anshuiensis, 1431 nucleotides. It is a transcript of the gene napgb, whose product is annotated as N-ethylmaleimide-sensitive factor attachment protein, gamma b. Gene Ontology annotation, cellular component: SNARE complex; vacuolar membrane. Lineage: Eukaryota; Metazoa; Chordata; Actinopteri; Cypriniformes; Cyprinidae. Bases 104 to 1039 code for a protein of 311 amino acids. Gene Ontology annotation, molecular function: syntaxin binding; soluble NSF attachment protein activity. Gene Ontology annotation, biological process: intracellular protein transport. The record is from RefSeq and is a predicted model, not a curated record. The transcript has 13 exons.
UGAGCUGUUGAAGCAAAUCAGGAUAAUCUACGUAACAGUCCAUCCUCCUCCUCAUCCUCAUCCUCGGGUCGGUCUGUCCUCUUCAUCCGCGAAACCGAGAGCCAUGGCCGCGCAGAAGAUCAACGAGGCGCACGAGCACAUCGCCAACGCCGAGAAAUGCUUGAAGACCAGCAUGACCAAGUGGAAACCUGAUUAUGAUGAAGCCGCUUCAGAGAUGGCGAAAGCAGCUGUGGCUUUCAAAAACGCCAAACAGUUUGAACAAGCGAAGGAUGCGUACCUGAAGGAGGCCGAGUACCACACAGAAAACAAAGCACUCUUCCAUGCAGCAAAAGCGUAUGAACAGGCUGGCAUGAUGCUGAAGGACAUGAAGAAAAUGCCUGAGGCCAUUCAGCUGAUCGAGAAGGCCAGCAUCAUGUACGUGGAGAACGGGACAUCUGGCACCGCUGGAAUAGCCUUGGACAGAGCUGGGAAACUCAUCGAGCCGAUUGAUCUGCAGAAAGCCGUGGACUUGUAUCAGAAGGCCGCAUCUGUGUUUGAGAAUGAAGAUCGUCUCAGACAGGCCGCAGAGCUUCUGGGAAAAUCCUCCAGACUUCUGGUGAGACUGCGCAGGCUGGACGAGGCCGCUGUGUCCCUUCAGAAAGAGAAGAACAUGUACAAGGAAAUUGAGAACUACCCCACCUGCUUUAAGAAAACCAUUGCUCAAGUGCUGGUUCAUCUCCACAGAGGAGACUUUGUGGCUGCAGACAAGUGUGUCAGAGAAAGUUACAGUCUCCCAGGGUUCAGUGGGAGCGAGGACUGUGUUUCCAUGGAGACGCUACUGGCGGCGUAUGACGAGCAGGACGAGGACCAGGUGUCACGCGUCUGCAACUCACCUUUACUGAAGUACAUGGACAACGACUAUGCCAAGCUGGCGAUCUCUCUGAGGGUGCCCGGUGGAGGCGGCGGGAAGAAGAAGAAAUCUCCUGUUGCUCCUCAAGGGGGAAGCGCCGGCCCGCCACCGGCCAAGGAAGAUGACGAUUAUGAGGGAGGUUUGUGUUAACUGAGAGAACGGCCCGACUCCUCCAUCCGUCUGUGUGUGUGUGUGUGAACGAGCAUAUUAGUGUUUCCUCCCUUUGUGCAGUGGAGUCAUUCUGUUCCUGUUUGUCCCGCCUGUAGGAGCAUCCGGAUUUCUGUGCGUUUACUCAUCAGACACACAGAAAACCCUGCACACACAGGCUGUGGACAUCAGUUUAACAUAUUUAAUGCCGAAGAGGUUCAUUUCUUUGCCACAAGAUGCACCAAAUGCAAUAGAGCGCUGAAGUGAUGACAUGUUCUUGCAGUCAGCGUCACCCUGGUUUAUUUGACAAAAACACAAUAGGGUUUUUCCAUCUGCUUUUGGAUUACUGUAGAAAAUAAGAUCUGUGAGCAACAGAAGUUUGUGAUUCUUACAUG